This is a messenger RNA of Oppiella nova, 273 nucleotides long. NCBI's taxonomy places the organism in Eukaryota, Metazoa, Arthropoda, Arachnida, Sarcoptiformes, Oppiidae. The record is from the annotation of a GenBank genome assembly.
GUAUGGCGUGAGACCCGGAAAAUAGGUUGCGGUCAAGCGGUCAGUAAAGGCAAAGUCGGCGGCACUUUCACAGUCUGUAAUUACGAUCCGCCGGGAAAUUACAUAAAUGAGGAGUUGGCUAAUGUUAAGCCGGCGCUCAACAAGAAAUAUAAGCCCAAACAUAAACAGCCGGGUCAUCCACGCAAUCAUAAACCAUAUAAACCCAAACCAGCCAAUCGUCGACCAAAAAAGCUUACAAAUCAACACUUUGGACUCCAAAUGGCGAUCAAAUAA